Messenger RNA from Lampris incognitus (smalleye Pacific opah), 1431 nucleotides. RefSeq names its product serine/arginine-rich splicing factor 10-like. Lineage: Eukaryota; Metazoa; Chordata; Actinopteri; Lampriformes; Lampridae. Bases 65 to 778 code for a protein of 237 amino acids. The record is from RefSeq and is a predicted model, not a curated record. The transcript has 6 exons. Gene Ontology annotation, molecular function: RNA binding.
UUUCUUCUCCCACAAUACCUCGCUACCGGCUGUAACUUUACCACAGAUUGCACGACCGUUUACCAUGGCCAGAUACAUGAGGCCUCCGAAUACGUCUCUGUUCGUUAGAAACAUUUCCGACGAAUCCAGGCCUGAGGAUUUGCGACGUGAGUUUGGCCGCUAUGGGCCAAUUGUAGAUGUCUACAUCCCACUUGACUUCUAUACACGUCAGCCCAGAGGAUUUGCAUACAUUCAGUUUGAAGAUGUUCGUGAUGCGGAAGAUGCCCUUCACAGUCUGGACAGGAAGUGGGUGUGUGGCCGACAGAUUGAAAUCCAGUUCGCACAGGGUGACAGAAAGACGCCCAAUCAGAUGAAGUCCAAGGAGAGGAGCCCUCCCAGCAGGUCGUCACGAUACGACGACUACGACCGGGACAGACGCAGACGCUCUCGCAGCCGUAGCUAUGAGAGAUACAGAUCCCGCAGCCCUUCUUAUGAGCGCCGGCCCAGACGGUCCGAGAGUCCCAGAGAGUCUCGUGGGCGGCCGUAUGGAAGAGGACGAAGCAGGAGUCGUGAAAAUGACAGGUACAGGUCCAGACAUCGCAGAGAAUCUAGAGGAAGGUCUCGAUCCCGCUCCAGAUCCAUGACCCCACGAGACAACGCCUACUCAACCUCAGCUUCCCGCGACGUCCAGGACGAGGCGCGCGGGGCACGCUCACCUUCCCGAUCCAGAUCUCGCUCCGCGUCGCGGUCUCGUUCUCGGUCCCGGUCCUGGGCAGGCCGCAAGUCAGGAGGACACUAGUGAGCAUGUGCACCCUCCCCCUCCCCCUCAGUCAGACUAACGGACUGGGAUGUAAAUUGUUUUAGGACUGGUCAUUUUUCCACAAAAGAAAUGGUUUGUUUGUUAGAAAGGCGUAUGAAAAAGAAAUGCCGUGAAUGUGAUACAACACCAAACCAGCUGUGUUAAUGUUUUGUUCUGUUCUCCUGGAAGUGAUGUCGGUCCCUUUCAUGCGUUACUUUGGUAAAGGAUUUGCCUCCAGAAAUAUCAAACAUUAUAGUAGUUUCCAUUUUCAGUGGUAGUUAGCCAUGAGGAAUCUCUAUAUAUUUUUUUUACACAUACCAAUAGCAUAUGGAGACACCAUUUACUUAUCUCAUAAAAAUUAGUGUAUCCACCCUGUAACAGUGUUGUUUUGUGUAUCCAUGUUGCCUACUACUCAAAAUGUACCAUAUUUCGUUUUGUUAAAAAUUAUCUUUUAUAAAAGUAGGUGUAUUCUCUUCAAACGGUUGAUAUCGCGUUUCUGGAAAAGGAGCAAAAACUUGUCGGUCGUGUUUAUAUGAAUGGCUCUCUCUCUUAGUUGUUUCGCUGAAUAAACCUUGUCGCAUGUGUUGCUCACGAGACCCUCUUUCUUCAGUUACCUGUUGAAAAUAUACACUUUUUUGUGAGAAUAAACGAAU